AUGUUCGUCUUGAUUAUUCUGGAAUAUUUGUUACUCGACGAGAAGAAGUACAAUUUCAGCGAUGCAGUGACGUCGAUAAAUGGAGGACUUAUUUAUCUCGUCAUAAAAUGUGGUGGUUACUGGCUUUGCUCUGCGGUCUAUCCGGUGGUAUACGAUCGAGUGCAUUUAAUAGAUCUGCCGAAAGAUUCGGCUGCUGUAUGGAUUCUGUGUAUUGUCACAAACGAUUUCGUCUACUAUCUUGGUCAUCGUGCUGUACAUGGUGGGUGUAGGUAA
This is a messenger RNA of Cooperia oncophora, 273 nucleotides long. The record is from the annotation of a GenBank genome assembly. NCBI's taxonomy places the organism in Eukaryota, Metazoa, Nematoda, Chromadorea, Rhabditida, Trichostrongylidae.